This is a messenger RNA of Coffea eugenioides, 1427 nucleotides long. RefSeq names its product probable carboxylesterase 18. Lineage: Eukaryota; Viridiplantae; Streptophyta; Magnoliopsida; Gentianales; Rubiaceae. Gene Ontology annotation, molecular function: hydrolase activity. The coding region runs from base 112 to 1176 and encodes 354 amino acids. The transcript has 2 exons. The record is from RefSeq and is a predicted model, not a curated record.
UGUCAGUAUAACAGCCAAAUCGGGUCCAUAUCACUCGCACUAAGAAACAAAUAAGACCAUAUAUCUCAUUCUUCCCGGUCUUGCUCCCUGUCCUCCACCAUUCCACCUACCAUGGCACUUUCCGAUGAACUUCCACCACCACCGCCACCGAAGGCUGCUAAAAUAUCAUCUCCAGCACUCCCAUGGCGAACUCGAAUCUCAAUCAAAAUCAUAAGCACCAUAUCGACCGCCUCCAGACGUCGAAACGGUACUGUCAACCGCACUCUCCUCAACAUGCUCGGCUACAAAUGCUCCGCCAAUUCCACACCAAUUGGCGGCGUCUCCACCUUCGAUAUCACCGUCGACCCCACUCGCAAGCUCUGGUUCCGCCUCUUCGUCCCUGUUGCUGCUACGACGUCGUCUUCGGUACUUCCUGUGAUUGUUUUUUUCCAUGGCGGAGGAUUUACUUAUCUGAGUCCUGAUAAUAGGUCCUACGACGCCGUCUGCCGCCGUUUCUCGAGUUCUGUGCCGGCUAUUGUGGUCUCCGUGGAUUACAGGCUGGCACCUGAGUACCGUUGUCCCGCUCAAUACAAGGACGGAUUCGACUGUCUCAGGUUUCUGGAUGAUGAACAGAAAAGGAAGGGUGUGUUGCCGGAGAAUGCUGACGUGUCACGUUGUUUUCUCGCCGGAGAUAGCGCCGGAGCUAACAUAGCCCACCACGUGGCCAAGCGAGCUUGCGAGUCGGAGUUUAAAACACUCAAGGUGAUAGGACUGGUGGCCAUACAACCCUUUUUUGGUGGGGAACAAAGGACAGAGUCCGAGAUAAGUCUAGCUAGCAUUGAUCCACUGGUCUCAAUUGCAAGAACUGACUGGAUGUGGGAGGCAUUUCUGCCGCCAGAAGAAGGGAUGAACCGUGACCACGAGGUGAUUAAUGUGAGCGGUCCAAGAGCAGUCGAUCUAUCAAGAUUGGAUUUUCCGGCCACCAUAGUAUUCAUUGGUGGCUUUGAUUCACUCAAAGAUUGGCAAAAGAGGUACUAUGAAUGGCUGAAGAGGUCUGGUAAAGAAGUCUACUUGGUGGAGUACCCAAAUAUGGUUCAUGCUUUCUACGUUUUUCCUGAACUUAAGGAAUCAGAAGAGUUGAUUGCACAAGUCAAGAACUUUGUUCACAAGCAAUGCUCUAAAGUUGUUGAAAGUUGAAACUAGUUAAGACAAGUUUGUUGGCUUGUUUACCAAACUUUGUAGGAUUUGAUUAGGUGCCCCGACUGAAAAUUUGGGGGAUUAGGGGGGGUUAGUGAGAGAGGUCAUCUGUGAAAAGAGUUGUUCCACGUCAAGAAUAAAUUGAUAAACAACUAAAAGGAUUAUCCUAAAUUCAACGGUAUGUAUGCAUUCACAGACACGUUCUAGGGUUGAUAUUAGCAAUAAAUCCAGUGUUUAAGUUGUAUCUUGAA